AUGUCCUCCGUAUUUGAGGUCCGGGAACAUGUCUUUGAUGCCCAGCAUAUCCGAGAGUAUGCAAGGGCUACAGCCCAUUCCCAGGAAGAAGUUCUGAAAGUGGCCGUCAAGCAAUACAUCCCUAGAGACAAUCUGAAUCCAAAGCCAGGAGAUAUCACGGUCAUCGCAUCUCACGCCAAUGGUUUCGUAAAGGAAUUAUACGAACCCUUAUGGGAGGAUCUCGUCACAGAAGGCCGGAAGCAAGGUCUAAGAUUUCGCGGCUUCUGGAUUGCAGAUGUCGCAUGGCAAGGCCAGAGCGGCAUUCUCAAUGAAUCCAAGCUCGGGAAUGACCCCUCCUGGAUGGACCACGCCCGGGAUCUCCUUCACAUGACCAACGUCUUCCGGUCCGAGAUGCCCCGGCCCCUGAUCGGCGCAGGCCACUCCUUUGGCGGCUGCAUCGUGACCAACGUGGCGCUCAUGCACCCGCGGCUCUUCACCGCGCUGGUCAUGAUCGACCCCGUCAUCUCCAAGUUCAACACCCCCGGGCCAGUAUACGGCUUCCUGUCCAUGCGGCCCUCCGCCUUCCGCCGCGACCUGUGGCCCUCGCGCGACGCCGCCGCCGAGGGCAUCCGCCGCAACAAGUUCUACGCCACCUGGGACCGCCGCGCCGUCGACGCCCUCGUCCGCCACGGCUUCCGCGACACCCCGACGGCCCUCUACCCAGACGAGAAGGGCAAGGCCACCCUCGCGACGACCAAGCACCACGAGGUCUUCACCUACUACCGGCCGACGCUCCAGGGGCUCAGCGCCGACGGCAAGCGCGUGCUCGACGCGAGCAAACUGGCCGACGUCAACCCCGCCGAGCUGGCCGCGUACCCGGACUACCCCUUCUACAGACCCGAGACGGCGCUGACAACAGAAAAGCUCCCCAACCUGCGACCGCCUGUGAUAUGGCUGGUAGGAGGCAAGAGUAAUGUUUGUGGACCGGAGCAGCGGAAAGAGAAGAUGGACCUGACGGGGAUCGGCAUCGGUGGCAGUGGCGGUGUGAAGUCUGGCAAGGUGAAGAUGGUCGUUUUUGAGGAGUAUGGUCAUCUGGUGGCCAUGGAAAUCCCAUCGAAACUAGCCCAGCAUGCCGCCAGCUUCAUCGCCCCUGAAAUAGAGAGGUGGCGAGAGGAGCAGCAGGAGUACGAGCGCUGGGCACGAAAAGAUGACAGGUCGAAGCAAACAUUGGAUGACGACUGGAUAGCGAUGAUCAACUCUGUAAAAGUUCCAGGUGCUCCGGCACCGAAACCCAAGAUAUAG
Molecule: messenger RNA, 1281 nt
Organism: Phaeoacremonium minimum UCRPA7
Lineage: Eukaryota; Fungi; Ascomycota; Sordariomycetes; Togniniales; Togniniaceae
Product: putative toxin biosynthesis protein
Exons: 3
Coding region: 1-1281 (426 amino acids)
Source: RefSeq, a predicted model, not a curated record